Paramisgurnus dabryanus is the source of this 10546-nucleotide messenger RNA. NCBI's taxonomy places the organism in Eukaryota, Metazoa, Chordata, Actinopteri, Cypriniformes, Cobitidae. The record is from RefSeq and is a predicted model, not a curated record.
CUGACUCGACUACAAUACUGCUUUGACAGAAUAGGACUGCAUUGUAUUGUUUAUACAAGUUUAAUUGUAAAUUAUUAACACAUUGCCUCCAAAACAACAGUCUCUGCAAAUAUUUUGUUAAAUAAUUUCCUUAAAAAAAAAAAAAUUUCACACAUUGGUAACACACUACCAGAAGAUCUUCAGACUAAAACAGUAGUCCCACCACUUAAAAGGCAAUAUAGACAACUUCACAGCUUAAACAACAUACAUUUGUGUGUCGAAUAAUCAAUAUAGGUGCUUUAACAAAAAUAAGAGCUUCGUGUUUCUGCUUUUAAAGCCUUCAGAAUGCCUUGCCCCUCAGAUUUUCCUUCUAAGUUCAUUAUCGUAAACACAGUGCUUACUUGUUGUUACAAACUGCGGAUGAGUUCGAUAUGUUGUUUGUGGUAAUUGACAUCAUGUCACAGAUGCUGUCAAUAGAGCUUAACUUGUUUUCAACCCGAACAUUCCUUUAACGCGGUGCCAGUCAUAGAGCGGUAAGCAGUUCUCAGCCACAGCCAACAUAAUCUCACUUGUUUACAAAGCAGCAAACCUAAAUUUGCUUUAUAGUGACUGUAAUGUGAAAAACUAGCCCCUAUUUGUCUUGUAAAUUACAAUUUAAUGUUAAUUAAGCCACAUCCAUCCAUCACAGUGGCACAAAUGUACACCCAGAUUAGGUGAUGGGGCUCCACCUAUAAAGAAAUAGGGCAUAUUUCAAUAACCAACCAGCAAGCCUUAACACAGCGAAUGCAUCAUAAUGUAACAACGCAGGGCAGGAUGGAUAUUAAAGUGACUUACACAGAGGUUUGUAAAGCAUGACCCGAGAAUACAUUCGGCUGUUUGUUCUGGAGUCAUAUUUUUCAUUGUGAAUGAAAGCGAUGAGGCUACAGCGCCACCUGCCUCCAGCAGAAGGCUUUAAUGAGGUUUCAUGCAGAGCCAGAAAGCCUUAUUGUCCACAUAUACACAUUUUCUCUCUCUCUCACACACACACACACACGCCCGGAUGACGAAUGGCCCCGCUCCGUCGUGCCACUCCAUGCUAAUGCCUGUUUGGUGUGUGCGUUUGGCAGCGUGCCUCUAUUUGCAUACGCCGACCAGCGAGGGUCCGAGCGCCUCGCUGCGUGCGCCCCUCUACCUCCCCACUAUGUUUGGUGUCAGAGCCUCUGGGAUAUUAAUAGGAGCCCUGUUUUAUUUUCUGGGUCUGAAAGCGGUGCAGUGGAGCGUUAGUAAAGGGAAUCCGUCUCUUUGUGCUUAACAUAUGUAAUGCCCACUAAUCAGCCUCAGCUCUGCCGCACAGCGGCCCCAUAUUCACACUGAUAUGAUAAAUAAUGCAAAUGUGGCCAGCCACCGCAAAUGCCAGAGUGAGCCAGGGCGCACGGAGAGCGUGCCGGAGCCCGAGAGCUGGCGGAACAGAAUGGUUGUUUUGCUGUCACAUUGAUUUGCAUGAUAAAGGGCAGGCUAAUUGCAACACUUAGCUGCGGCGUCCUGAUAAUACGCUACAGGAUUAUUAAAGGACACGCGACGGCUCUCUCCUUUGACUUGACUGAUAGACUUUUUGGGGAGGCGCUGAUGCUGGCUUGGAGGAGCUGUUUGCUGCCAACUCACGCAGUGCGAAACCUCAUAGUGGCCGUAGAAAGCGUACUCGCUUUCCCACUUAAACACCCACAUGUAUUUUUGUUUCUAAGUUAUUGCUCACCGCAGGGGUGGGUCUGCACAGCGGAUUCAAGGCGUAAGAGCUGAAGAAAAAGCCUGUUUGUGGGUGCGUGCUAUAGGCGAGCCUUCUUUUUUCUUUAAAAAUAAUAAUAAUAAAUGAUGGAUGUUUCGUAUUAGAAAAAGGUGCAGAAAAUCCAAUUUAGUCUCAGGCUUUGAAAAAAAGUAAAAAAAAAAAGAAAAAGUGGAAUUCUGUAUCACUCAGCCAAUCUUUCGCUUUAAUGCUCACACAGGGGCCGGCGCUCAAUGAUUUAAUGUGGCUUGUGAAAAUGGCCGCCAUUAUGUACACUAUUAACAAAUCAAGUGCUGCGCUAUCCAAGAGUGAAUCUCUGGCACUUAUGCUGUAUGGCCUCAUGUCUCUCAUUGGUGAUUUAUUGACCAUGUUUAUAAUCAUAAAUGUGAGCUGUAUAUUUAAAGUUAGAAAUUAGUAUUCUGGUUUGGUUUGGUUGGUCUCCCGCUGCAGGAAAAUGGUAAAAGAUGGCUAUGCAGAUUUUUGGAACAUGGUUUAUUUCUGGUCUACCUACAGUAUCGUUUUUGGUCAUUUCUAAAAUGGUCACUGAUCAGUCGAUGCAUGUGAAACCAGUAACCAUCAGAAGCUGGUUUUAGCUUAAAUUUCCACAAGGGGCUCCUUUUCUUCCCAUUUCUCCCUAAUGUUUUCUGUCUCCUUGCUUCAUCCUUAUAUUCCAGUCCUGGCAGUCUGCUGGAAUCCUGUACUCUAAUGAAGCCAGCAUGAGCAGUAAGCUUUAGCCAGGAGGAAGUCUGGUCUUUCACUCUUGCUACAGAUUGGUUAAUAUCCCUGUGCACCACAUUAAAAAAAUAAAAGGAAAAAAUGGGCAUUCCUAUUUAAUGAACCAUUUCCUCCAAGCAGGGACACAAAAGCCAAACCAUAAAAUUGCAGAAAGUGCGAGGAAUAAAAGCAGUGUACGCUGUAAAAGACACAUUUCCUCUUUUUGUUCUCGCUGUGAUAGCAGUAAUGCGCAGUGUUCACAUCGAAAACACUGUUAAUUCUUUUGGCCGAAGCGCAGAAGGAAAAGUUUGCUCAAUUCCCUUUAGUGCUCAGCAGCGUCCAUAUGUCCAUAAUCUUGAAACCAUUAAAAUUACUUUAUUAUUUUUUUCAGCCCUGCUUUUAUUUCUCUUGCAGAAACUAGCAGGAUUUCGGCUGAAUUAUCUGCUUAUAUUACAUAUCCACUACCAACUCUUGUGACCAAUGUAAGAGACACAGCUAUACCAGAUCUCACAAGUACAAUGCGUAUAAAGAACAUGUGGUGACACAGUCUUCGGCGUUCGGUGACGCAUUGAGCCGUCUGCUCCUGAGAGGCAAAGUUCAGAGCCCUCGGUAGGUCUAACACCCACGGUCAACAAACACUCACAUUCUCAGCUCGCACAUAAACAGGUACAGCUGCUCAAAAAAAGAAAAAAAAUCCAGCCGUUUGUACACUUCAUCAUAGCAUGCAGAUGUUUUUCUAAGUCUUUUCACACGUUCGAAAUGGCUUCUACGUCCAAGGCCGCAGCUGUGUGGAUCUAAUGUCUUUUUCCCCUGCUCUGCUUUGGUGAACGACUCUCGGUUGUGAACUGUGUCAGCUCUAUAAAGAUUUUGGUUGGAAAGGGGACAGCUCUGCGGAGUACAUGUUAGUUUUAUUUACGUUGAGGUUUUAUUCGCUAUUCGAGCUGGGCUUAAGUGGGUCUCCUGCGUAUUGUAGUUAAGCAGCCACAGAUGCCGGCCAGUAUGUCUCGGGGUCCCCAUGUUGGAAUUGGCUACCACAUUUGAAACGUUCCUCUCGCAGGUUUCCCCGAAUUUGUCAGAAAGACUGCGAGAUGCAUUUUCUCUGAUCCAAUUAAGCCUGUCAUUGCCCUUUAAGCUAACAUGCGGACAUAGCAGAAACAUUUAUGUGGCAGUCAGAGGUCAUACACCAGACCCUCCAAGCAUUGUCUUGGCCUUUUUUUGUCAGACGUGCAGCCCGAUCUAAUUUGGUGGGGUCUGAGACUUGGAUGCCGAUUUUCUGACAGGCCUGUACGUUUUUGAAGUACACGUAAUUUGAAGUGGUGACAGGCGGCACUGGGCCAGGCUCUGCUAGAGUGAUGGAGUGAUUCAACAGUUCACUUGGGCUUUAUUAGAUCAGCACUGUGAUUACCCAUCAGCCCUUGGGAACGCACUGGCCGUGUGCAUGGGAGCCUGGCACACUUGCAGGUGUCAAGGUAAACAAACACCAGUCAAAUGUGAUAGAGGAGAUGAAGUGGUGAGAAGCACAGACUCCAGACCAUAUGUUUUUGCCAUUUGUAGCUGUAUGAAAGAUUAGUGUGCUUAUUUUCAUGUCAUGACAACGAUGGAUCUGUAAAGACAUUAGCUCUGUUUCCAAGCAUGGUAAGCCGCCUUGCUGUUUACUGACUGUAUAGUCAGCUUUUAACCCUACAACCUUACAAUUGACUGAUUUGAAAGGAUUUAUAUACGCUGCAUUUUUUACAUUGCUUUUAAAGCAAACCAUGAAGGAGACUUGACUAACAGAUGAUUCCAAUAGAGUUUUACACACAGUUUGACAUACAGUACUGGUAAAAAAUCGGAAAAUAUAUAACAUAUUAUUAUAACAUUUUAUAAUAAUGGUAAACUCAUCAAAACUAUGGAAUAACAAAUUAAAACUCGAUUUUAUUAUCUGAUAUGUAGUCACCCUUUGUCUAGAAUUUGCUAAAUCAUACUUGUGGCAUUUAUUAAUUAGCUUCUUGAGGUCUCACACUGAGAUGCAUUUUAAACAAUAUUUAAGGAGUUUGCAUCUAUUCUGGGCUCUUACUGGCUGUGUUUUCUUCAAUAUUUAAUCUAAGGGAAAGAUUUACUUAACAGGGCUAAUUAGUCUAAGAGCGCAAUUAAAAAAAAAGUUGAUGGGAGUGGAAAUUUCUGUGUGCGAUUUACUGGCGCAUGUUAAAAAACACAGGCCUAAUUUUCAAAAUGACCAAUGCAAUCUACCAAGAGCAGUGCAAAUUUGCGUAGGUAUGCUUUUUUAGGCAUUAAAUAAUGCAGCAAAUACUGUACAUGUAAAGUACGAGGGCAAAACGUAAUAAAUUGUGUUACUUUAAAUAUUCUCCUCCCAUAAAUUUUGCAUCCGAAAGGGAAACUCCUACAAAUGCAUAUGCAAUAAGGUCAGUCGUAUAAGUAAGUACAAUAGUAUAAGCAAAUACAAUAAGUAUUUUUACUGUGCGUCUUUAGUAAAUCCUGACAGUAGAAUUUGAAUGGCAAAAGCUUUUUCACUGAAGCAAGCUUUAAGUAAAUCUGUUAAAUAAUUUUGAAAAAAAAAAUUUCUAAUGUAAGAAAUUCAUGUUGGGCACACAUUUUCGUCUGCAGAAAUAAUUGCAAACAUUUAAACAUACACCUUCAGAUUAAAAAAAAAUUUAAGAUCACGGGGAACAUUUGAAUCAGGUGUUUUUAAUUUUUUUACUGGUGCUAUAUUUGCUAGGCCAACAACACAAUACUUUAUAAAAAUCUGUAAAAUAGUAAAUUUUUCAAAAUACUGAACUAGGGGUGGGCGAUAUGACCAAAAUUUUAUUUCACGAUAGGAUUCAUUUUAUAUCAUUAUAACAAUAUGUGUCACGGUAGAGGUUUUUAUCUUUUAAUGAGGUUUUUUUUGUUAUUAAAAUAUUUAAUGCCAUUCUCACAAAAAACGUAUACAUGCAUAUAAAAGAAGAUAAAAACAAGCUCACUAAAGAUAAACAGUAAGUAAUGAAAGAAUGAUGAUAAAUAAUAGUGUGUAUCUUAUUAAGAGUAGAAAGUGAUUUAGUCCAGAGCAGAUUUUCACAAAAACAUGAAUGACAGACAUGAGCAAAAUUAGGUAACUUCCCCUUUAAGACCCAUUUCCGGAUCCAAUCUAAUGUUACACAUGCAUUUUCUUUUUCAGCUGUUUACUUUCUCUUAAGCCCUAAAUGUUUGUGUUUAUGAGGAUACUUGCAAAGACGGGAAUUUUUAUGCAUAUAUGUAUUUAAGGCAAAUAAAGUGGCAAAAAUGCUCACAAGCUUAAUGAGCAGCGGAUGCGCGACUUGCAUGCUCCUCUGACACAGAAACAGCAUGCGCAUAUAGCACUGUUGUUUGUGUUUCAAAGGCUUAAAUGUGUACAAACGUUAAGUUUCCUGACCACGCGCACAGCAACGUGAUGUGGGAUCGUAGAGACGAUAGUCCAAAAUCUCAACCAGUUGACAAAUAUCUACCGGUUUAUCAUAUCUACCGGUUUAUUGCCCACCCUUAUACUGAACUAAUCUGAUCUUUUAUUCACAGAGCUUACUGCAGUGCAUUCUGGGAUUCUUUCAUCUACAUAGGAUAGAUGCAAUUCUACGGAUUUAACCAAAACAAGAUCAUUUUAGGAAAACGCAACACCGUGAAAAAGAUAAAUCUCAUAUGAGGACGUUUAUGAGAAACAUCCAAGACAAAGUUGAUACUUCAAAGAAAAAUAGCUGUUGACUCUCAUUUCUGUUAAAGAGCAACUUUUGAGCAAUAAAACAAGUCAUGUGACUGAUGAUGGAGCCCAGUCAGGACGUCUUACCGGAACAACUUGAGGAGUCUUUUUCAGACCAAAGUGACAAAGCUAAAAUGUCCACUGAUCUCAAAGCCCUCAGAGGAACAGAGUUGUUGAAGACGGAGUUGUCACGUCGGGACGCGAAUAUCCAAAGACUCCAGCAAGACCUGCUCUUCUCUCAUCAGGCCCGUGACACCCAGAGCGUUCAGCUGGACGUCCAGGAGCAGAGACUGUGGGGUUUGCAGAGAGAGCUACAGGAAAGCCAGCAAGAGCUCCAACGUGAACGCAACCGCAACCAACAGCUACACAAGGAGCUACAAGAUGCCAAGCAGCAAGACCAGAAGCUACAGGCUCAGGGUGAUGAGCGGGUCCGGCAGCUGGAGGAGGAGCUGUCCAGGAUCAAAUUUCAGCAUGGUUCAGUCAGUCAGCAGUUACAGGAGCAGUGUUCAGCAUGCUGUACCCUACAGAGAGCACAGGAUGAGCUGAAGGAGAAAGAGAGACAGUGGCAGAUAGAGAAAUCCGCUCUACAUGAUCAGCUGAACCACGUCAGAGAGGAGCUCCACAGCGCCACCCUCAGGGAAGAGGAGCAUCGGUUAAAAGUGGUGCAGAUUGAUGAACUCCAAAAAGAGGUUGACAUGACGCUCGCACUCCUGGAAAAAGAAAGAGAGGACUGUGUAAAGGCCGAAGAGCUGGAACGACUGCGAGAAGAGCAACUCAAGGACAAGGUCCAGCAUCAAGAGGAGCUGAUUAUAAAGCUACAAAAAGAGCUUGAAAAGAUCACAUCAGAGAAGGAGAAAGAGCUGAGAGAAUGGAAGGAAAGAUGGCACUGCAUCUCAGAGAACCUUAGGAACACAAAGAACCAACUCCAGCAGGCCCAGGACAGCAGAGAUCAGGAUCUCAUGAGCCUGGACCUUCAGCAGGAGAAGAUACGCAGCAUUCAAAAUGAUAUGGAGCAACUUCACAUCACGCUGGGUCAGCGUGAGAGCAAACUGGAAGUUCUGCUUCAGGAGACGACAGUCCUUCGCCAGCAGCUGCUCAGCUCCCAAGAUUCACUGCAGCAGGUGACCGAAGAGCUUCAGGCCUGUGAGAAAGAGCUGAAAGAGUGUAAAGGCCAGAACAAGUCGCUCUGUGCGUUGUGUCGGGAGGUACCGCGUUGGCAGCAGGAGGCGCUGGAGCAGAGGCAGAGACGAGUAACGGAGGUGCAGGACCUUAAGAAAGAGCAGGAGAGCACUCAAGGCCGCCUGCAGCUGAAGACAGCCCACAGACAACAGAGAGACACAGAAGAAAAGAUCACCUACAGGGAUACAACCCUCUGUAGUCAGAAUACAGAGUUGAUUCACCUGAAAACUGGCUUAUUGGAGGCUGAGACGUUAGCUACUGAUGCAGAGGCCAGACUACAACCUCUUAGUGACUCCCUCGAGCUAUACAAACAAAAGUACCAAGACUGCCUCAACAAAAUCGCCCAACUAGAGAGUACCCAGCAAAGCCAGGUACAGGACCUGAAAGAGACCCAUGAUAAGGGCUGUGUGUGUCCUCAGGUGUUGGAGCGAGACGAGCAGAUUUUACGUCUGAGAGCUCAGAUUGUAGCUCUGCGGGGGGAUCUUCAGGUACACUCUGCCCAGCUGGAGAGUGGAGAUGAUGCCCUCACCACUCUGAGCCAGCAGCUGCGAAACACGCUGGGUGAACUGGAGCACAGCCGUAAACAUGCCCAGGAGUGUGAGAUGCUCAUCAGCACCCUCAAAGACUCCAGCGAGAGCCUACGACGCCAGAUGGAAGAGCAGGAAGAGACUUUGGUAAAGGUCCAGGCUGAUUUUUCCAUCUACCGAUCCACUCAUGUUCACUCCAGUUCAGACUACGAAUCCCAGCACUCCCGCGUUCAGGAACUGGAGCAUGCGCUGUUCCAAUCACUGGAGCGCUGCCGUGAGAGUGCCCAGCAGCUGCGGGCGUGCCAACUGGACCUGGAGCGUCACAGAAGCGACAGUUCGGCAGAGUUGCAGAGACUACUGCACCUCCAGUCGCAUGCAUCGUGUGAGGACCAGAGUCGAGCACAAGUUGAUUCUCUGGAGCAGAAGGUCGCCAAUCUGGAAGAAGAGCUUCGAGCUGCUCAAAGACAGUGUGCCCUAAAAGAACAGUCUAUCCAGAAAAGAGACACCCUGUUGAGACGGUCUGAGGCUGAUCUCCUGCAGGCUCGGGAGAAGAUUCAAGGCAAGGCGGCAGAGGCGGAGAGGCAGAUCGUCUCUGCUCGAGGCCUUGAAGCCAGUCUGCAGAGAGCAAAGAAAGAAAAGAGGCAGAAAGAGAAAGAGUGUGCGUCCCUCAGAAUACAACUAAUGAAGCUUAGGGAGGAACUGAAAGACGCUCAGACCAGCUGCAGAGAUACUGCCCAGGAGUUGGCGCGGCAGCAGGAGAGGUCGGAGCUGUUGGAGAGAGGCCAGCGUGUGGCACAGGAGCAGCUUACUGAGCGUGUGACAGAGCUGGUGCGAGGAGAGAAAACACAGCGGAGACUUCAGGCAGAACUCAAAAGAUUAACAGACAAAGUGGAGACCGUUGAAAAGGAGCUCCAGGACUCACGGAGGCUUGUGGAGCGUUUGCAGUCGGAGAUGCUCAACGCUCAACAGGAGGCCACAAGACUCCAGAAGGAGAAACAGCAGAUCCAGGAAGAGUUGACCAUCAGCAGAGAGAGCUUCUCAGCCCUGCAAACUAAGCUGAGUGAGCAGGAGAGGCUUCUGAUCACACUUCAGGAACGCAUAUCUGAGCUGCACAGCGCCACCCGCAGGCUACAAGAAGAGGAAGCCAACAGUCAGAUCCAACUGCAGUUAUGUCGGAAAGAACUGGAGACAAGAGACACCCAGGCUCAAAAACACAACCAAGAGAUGAGCACCCUGCAGGCCACAGUAUCCAAACUGACGCUGGAUCUGGAGCAGGAGAAAGAGAAGGGGCGACAGGGGUUACGAGAGGCAACCAAAGCCCAGCAAAGAGCAAGAAACCUCAAACUGGAGCUCAGUACAGCACAGGCCUCUCAUAAAGAGGGUAUGGAUCUGCUGUCCGAGUGCAGUCGUGAGCUGGCGGCCCAGAAGAGCGAGCAGGUUCGUCUGCAGCAGUGCCUGAUCCAGCUGACAGAGGAGAGAGCAGCUCAAGAAGAGAGAGCCCGACAGCUGAGUGCAGAUCUACAGAAAGUUCACAAUGAGAGCAGAUGCUCUCAGGAGGAGGCCCGGGCGUGUGAAGGGCGACUGGCAGAACUGCACACUCAGCUGUCACGCUCACAGCAGUGGGCACAGCAGCAGUUAACAGCCCUGCAGUCCAGAGAAGAGGAGGUCAUCAUGCUGAAGAUGGAGAUGGCCUCUCUCAGGGAGAACUACCAAGUCAAAGUAGCUCAGGUUGAGGCUAUGUACUCGCAGAUAGAUGCUGUCGAUCAGAAGUACAACGCAGCUGUGUGUGAGGUGGACAUUUUACGGCAGUGUUUGGGUGACGCACGGUGUGACAGCUCUCGUCUUCACAGGGAAAGUGAGCUGGUCGUGAGCAAUGUGAACCAGUGGGUAAAGGAGCAAAAGCACACUAAUGAGAAACUGGCACUUCAGAUCAAAGACCAGAGCAGGAAGAUCAUCCACCUGACAGCUGAGAAAGAUCACCUUCAGGAGAACGUGAAAGGUCUGCAGGGAGAGAUUCGAAGGCUAAAAGCUGAGUUGGAUAAUGAGAGAAUGGAGACAGAAAGACUUAAGUGAACAGAAGCUGAGAAAACAGAAAGCUUUCUGACCACCUGUGUGCCUGAAUUUCCCCCUGACUGCCUCAGAAGACUUUGGAGAAAAGUAACAUGAACAUGCACUACUUUAGAUGCUUUGUGUGCUCAACAAAAGUUUUUUCCUAUGUUAUACCUCAUUUUUGCCACCUGUAUGCCACUGUCACCACUUAAAUCUGUUUUUUAGAUAUGCGUCACAUUUAAAUUUGCGUUUAUUCAUAGGGACUUACAGUGCAGCCAAUCUAUAUACUUUUUAUGAAAAUGUCUGUUCCCUGGGGACAAUAUUGUAUAUUUAGAUUUGUUAGCAUAUAGUUAUUUGGUCAUUUAUAAUGAUAAUAUUUUAUGAAAUGUGUCCUGUUAUAUACAGAUGACUUUAAAUAUUGUCAAAAUUUUCAGUGCCGCGUCUGCUUAUAAUGGUUCAAUCAUAUAAAAUGUCUUGUAUGAAUGAUUGCCCAAUAUAUAACCAAAAAUUACAUUAAACACAAUGAAAAGAUCGGGUAUCACAUCCAGUGAUUUGCUGCAAGUAAUAGGCUUUUAAAUUAUUAAUGUAAUUCCUUAUGCACUUUGUCAUCAUGUAUUUCCCCUGAACAUCAAU